Knipowitschia caucasica is the source of this 249-nucleotide messenger RNA. Lineage: Eukaryota; Metazoa; Chordata; Actinopteri; Gobiiformes; Gobiidae. The record is from the annotation of a GenBank genome assembly.
AUGUUUCUCCCCCCCGCCUCACCCGCCUCCCUCGUUCUCUGUCUCCAUCGGCCUAUUUCUCUCACCCUGCCUCCCCCACCUCCCUCUUCUCCCAUGCCUCCAUCUCCAUUGGCCUAUUUUGAUACUCUCUCCUGCUUCCCCCACCUCCCUCCUUUCCUCCGCCUCCCCCUCCUCCCCAGCCUCCCUCUUUACCCCCAACCCUCCCUUGCCUCCCCCACCUCCUUCCUCUCCCCCGCCUCUUUCCUCUAG